Messenger RNA from Sorghum bicolor (sorghum), 609 nucleotides. Its product is annotated as platelet glycoprotein Ib alpha chain-like. The transcript is spliced from 2 exons. Bases 1 to 609 code for a protein of 202 amino acids. The record is from RefSeq and is a predicted model, not a curated record. NCBI's taxonomy places the organism in Eukaryota, Viridiplantae, Streptophyta, Magnoliopsida, Poales, Poaceae.
AUGGCGGCGUUCUCGGCGCCACCAAACCCCUACGACGCCCACAGCUCCGACACACUCCCUACCGGUCUCUACAACGCCUUCAACAACAUGGCCCUCAACAACCCUGGCGGCGGUGGGACAGAAUGGUUCCUCGACACCGGCGCUAUGGCACACAUGGCAUCCAAUCCUGGUUGCUGCAGCUCCACCACCGGUGGACUCUCCAUGUUCGUCGUGCCCGCCGGACGACGUCCUGAUCCACCCAGGACCGCGUCAGCCUCAACGUCGGCACCACACGCUGCAACAACGGCGCCGCGCAGCGCCACAACGCACCCUCAUUUGACUGAGGUCCCGUUGCCAUCUCCUGCGCGCGACACCACCCUUGUGCCACCUACGGCCACGACUCAGUCUACGGCCGCAGAACCAACGUCUGCACCCACGACAUCUCCUGUAGCCACGACGUCCACUUCAGCGCCAUCACCACCGCCCGCUGCUCAGCCUCCACGACACCACAUGGUCACACGUGCGCAACAUGGGAUCCGGAUGCCCAAUCCCAAGUAUGCGCACCUGGCAACGACGUCCCAACCGACAACCCCACCAACGUCGGUGCGCGCCGCCAUGCGCGACCCAUAG